This is a messenger RNA of Branchiostoma belcheri (Belcher's lancelet), 4113 nucleotides long. RefSeq names its product protein kinase C iota type-like. NCBI's taxonomy places the organism in Eukaryota, Metazoa, Chordata, Leptocardii, Amphioxiformes, Branchiostomatidae. Bases 246 to 2084 code for a protein of 612 amino acids. The record is from RefSeq and is a predicted model, not a curated record. The transcript has 21 exons. Gene Ontology annotation, molecular function: protein binding; ATP binding; protein serine/threonine kinase activity. Gene Ontology annotation, biological process: establishment or maintenance of cell polarity; protein phosphorylation.
UCCAAACAGGUCACGUGGUCUAAGCCGGCCGCCAUAUUGGAUUGACCGGGGAUGUUUUGGGUGUGAGGUGUUCCCCAAUUUCCGUCAAAAAUCGUCUGAAAUGUUACCUUUUCAGUGAUUUUUUGCUGACACCACGGAUUUUGAGGUUUCUGUGGAACGUUCGCCUGUGCUUCGGACGGUGAAUAUAACCCUACUAUACGGCCCCCCUGUUGCGGUGAAGAACCAGCUCUAGUGAGGAGAUCUACAUGCCUACGAGAACAGCCAUGAACGUGGAAGACUCCCCACAUGUCCGCGUCAAGGCGGCUUACAACGGUGACAUCAUGAUAACAUACUGGGACCAGCACAUGACAUUAGACCUGCUACAGGAGGAUAUGAAGGAGAUGUGUCACUUUAACGAAGACCAACCCUUCACCAUCAAGUGGGUGGAUGAAGAAGGUGACCCCUGUACCAUCUCAUCUCAGGAGGAGCUAGACGAGGCCAUCAGGCUGUACGAGAUCAACAAGGACUCCGAACUCUGCAUUCACGUGUUUCCAAACGUUCCAGAGAGACCAGGACUUCCCUGUGUAGGAGAGGACAAAUCGAUCUACCGGCGCGGGGCCAGAAGAUGGCGGAAGCUUUACCGUGUCAACGGGCACGUGUUCCAGGCCAAACGCUUUAGCAGGAGAGCGUUCUGUGCCUACUGUGCAGACAGAAUAUGGGGCCUGGGGAGACAGGGGUACAAGUGCAUCUCCUGCAAACUCCUGGUGCAUAAGAAGUGCCACAAACUGGUCAAACUAGCCUGCGGAGGGCCCAUGGUCUCUAACCGCACCCCUGACUCACUAGCGAUGGUCAAUACCCUGUCCCACCAGGAGGCAUCAGGACAUAACCACUCCACCUCACUGCCAUCCAUCGACAAGGAAAACGAUGAAAACAUCCCUCCUAAGAAAACUAAGAGCACAAGUCCUGCCUCCAGAAGAAGACACAGGGACCUCUCAAAUUUCAACGACUAUUCCGAGGCCGUCGGGAGAGAGGCAACGUCCGGAGGUUCUGACCAGCACAUCGGGCUGGAUGAGUUUGACCUCCUGCGUGUGAUUGGGCGAGGCAGCUACGCUAAGGUUCUCAUGGUCAAACUGAGGAAAACCCAGCGUAUCUACGCCAUGAAGGUCGUCAAGAAAGAACUGGUCAACGAUGACGAGGAUAUAGACUGGGUGCAGACAGAGAAGCAUGUGUUUGAGACGGCGUCCAACCAUCCCUUCCUGGUGGGACUUCACUCGUGCUUCCAGACAGAGAGCAGGCUGUUUUUUGUGAUAGAGUUUGUGAACGGAGGUGAUCUGAUGUUCCAUAUGCAGAGGCAGAGGAAACUACCAGAAGACCAUGCUAGGUUUUAUGCAGCUGAGAUCUCCUGUGCCUUAAACUUCCUCCACGAGCGAGGGAUCGUCUAUCGAGACCUGAAGCUGGACAACGUCCUGUUGGACUCCGACGGUCACGUCAAGCUCACCGACUACGGCAUGUGCAAGGAGGGUCUGCAUCCUGGUGACACCACCAGCACCUUCUGUGGAACUCCAAACUACAUCGCACCAGAGAUACUCAGGGGGGAGGACUAUGGCUCGAGUGUUGACUGGUGGGCUCUGGGUGUACUCCUGUUUGAGAUGCUUGCGGGGAGGUCUCCCUUCGACAUCGUAGGCAACACAGAGAACCCCGACCAGCACACGGAGGACUAUCUCUUCCAGGUUAUCCUGGAGAAGACUAUACGUAUCCCCAGAUCCCUCUCAGUCCGAGCAGCUUCUGCACUGAAAGGCUUCCUAAACAAGAACCCAGCGGAGAGGCUGGGCUGUGCUCCUGUGACAGGCUUCAGUGACAUCCAGCACCACACCUUCUUCAAACCCAUCGACUGGGACGCUCUUGAGGCCAGACAGGUGUCCCCGCCCUUCAAACCCAGCAUCGACUCCGAGGGAGGAGUGGAGAACUUCGACCAACAGUUCACCAGUGAACCUGUGCAGCUCACACCUGACGACCCGAGAAUGCUGGACAAGAUCGACCAAUCAGAGUUUGAGGGAUUCGAGUACGUCAAUCCGCUCCUGAUGUCCCUAGAAGACUGUGUGUAGUUUUGUUUCCAGCAAAGUUGUUUCCAACUUGGGACCCAACGCACAGUACUCAGCCUGUAUCAGUACUUAAAGAGCAGAGACAACUGGGCAUAGAAUGUGUAAUUUACUGACUGAAUUCAAAUAAUUACAUACAGGGAGAUAGAAUUAGCUAACAUUUUGUUUUUAGUGAAUUUUGGUGCCUUCUGAGUUACCAGUAUCAGUUAUAAUCUCCAAGCAGGUGUUGGAAGGUCAAAUUGUUCCUUUUUCUAGCUCUAUGUUUUUGUAAUGAAAAGGGGCUAGAUAAUGUCAAGAUUUUGCCUCGCAACAUCUGCUUGGAGAUUAGGUUGGUAGAAUUUAAGGAUGUUAUUCAAUCAGGUUUAUAUUCCGAGAAAAGAUUUCUUUGGCUGCAUAUUUCUUUCAAUUGAAUUAUGACUUUGUAAAAAAUUUAGCAUGCACAUUUUUGGUUUGAUGAGGUAAUACACAGAACACAGGGUUUGAGUCUGCAAUCGUAAGGCAAAAAAAGAGUUCUGAAAUCUUUUGGUGCUGUUGUAACUCUUUGGUGUUUUUUAGCUAUUUUUUUUUCAAUCUCGAGGUACGUUGAACUGUGAAACAAAAGGAAUGUAGUCAGAAAUAACCAAACCAGGAAGCAAACUUUCUCCAGUGUUGGGAAGGAAAGUCUUGUCGCGAACCAAAAAGCCAAAUUGAAAAUCUUUUCCAACAUUGACAUUCAAUGUUGUCAAACAUUUAUGAUGUAUGCAUGCAAUGGUAGUUUAGGCACUUAGGUAUUUCUUUUAGAGGGAAUUUUUUAAUGGCAUAUUUAUUAUUCAUAUCAAUGAGGUUUUGCUUUGUAACUGCAAAAUUAGGAUUUUGGAAUUUGUUGUAGAGGCAUAUCAUUAAAAGAUUUAGGGGGGCAGCAUAACAGUUAACACUAUACUAACAUUGUAGGGCACCUAUCAUGCUAAACCUUAGAGGGGGUUGAGGGUCUACAACAAAGACGGCCAAACUUUCAAAGUUGCGAAUUCAGUACAGAAUGUGUAUAAUUCUGCCAAAAUUAGGACAUAUGUAUCUAGUAUUCUUGUGUAUUUCGAUCAGGGGGGAGGGUACCUUUGCCUGGUGCAAAAUCAUGGAAGUUGCCCCCCAAAUGUCCUAUACCCCUUUUCUCAUAGGUGUUACAGUGAUAGAUGCAACGAUAUCUUGAAAUUGUACAUUUAUUAGAAAACAAUUGAGUAUUCUGAUAUGCAAGUUAAAGAUGCAACAGCAGGGGUUCAAAUGACAAUGCUAUUUCCUUCAAGACAAGUACAUGUUAGUUCUGUCGUCUUGAAGUAGUUAUCAAUCGGAUGAGAACUUAUUCCUGGGAUAGGGAAAGUUAACAAUCACUUUCACUUACAACCAAUGGAGAGGGAUGACAUGUUGUUGUAGCUUUAUCCUUGAUUCCAAAGCCACACAAAAACUAAACAGAUCAGGAAUGUUACGGCAGGAAAUGUUAUUAAAAGCAGCGUUUUGGAAGAUUGUAGAAUCAAAAGACCCAGGAACAAGCAAACUCGUGACUUUGGACAAGUGCAUUUGAGGUACAGUUUUAAUGUUUGUCUUCAGUACACAUGUGUAAGCUGGCAUGUUGGAAUAACAUACUGCACCUGCACAAAACCCAGAGUUUUCAGUUUUUGUUGGACGUUUCAUCAAUGUUGCAUUAGAAUUUUGCAUAUUUCAGGCGAUAUCUUUUCUGACACCAUAUUUGAAAACUAUGUGAUGUCAUCCUUAAAUUUGGGAAUACAACCUUAAACAAGACAUUCUGCAGAAGUGCUAUGCACAGUACAUGACGGGUUUUGCGUAGGCGCAGUAUGUUUUGCCAACAUCCUAUGUAAGCUCAUUUUGACCCCCUCAUGCAUACAUUGUAGUUAGAUACUACGAAUUAGUACUAAUAUCACUCUGUGUGGAACAUUCCAGUUUUAGCUUAAAGUUUUUCGUUAAAAGGAAAUUUCCAGACAAUCUAGGGUAACCUGUAUACAUGUUUUUGUUUUUCUCCCACCUUCUUUUUCUAUUCAUCAAGUAA